AGGAGACGCGAUGAUGCAAACGUCCUCGUGCGCGGGGGGGCGGGGCUCUGCUGCCCCCCUUCCCCCCCCGCGUCAUCCCAGGCCGCCGGCUGAUGACGCCAUCAGGCGGCGCCGGCUCCUGGGAGGCGGCGGCGGCGGUACAGGGAGCCUGAGCGAGGCUCCCCCCCGCCCCACGGGGGUGAGUGCGCGCGGCCCCCUUAGCCGGGUGUUCCUACUUGGCCACCCCGGAGCCAUGAAGGAAUCUCCCCUCCAGACCAAGAAGUUCUGGGGGCCCCCACCCGGCUUCGGGGCCCCCCCGGCACCCCCCAGUGGCACGACCUGGCAGCCCCCCAAGCAUGGCGGGUGCUUUGAGGCUGGGCGCCGCCUGCCCUACACUCAGCAGCAGCCUCCCGGCUUCGAGGAUGCGCGGUGGGGCCUGUGCGUGUCCCACCCACCUGCGCCCGCCUGGCCCUUCUCCCCUCGGGGCCGCCCCCCGCCUGCCCGCCGGAGGGGGCUGCCCCCACGCCGGCGAUGGAGGGGUCUGCGGGCCUUGGGCAUGCUCCUUUACUCAAAGAGCCCCUCAUUGGCCUUCCACUGGCGCCUCUGGGGCAAGCUGCCUGCGCGUGGACGGCGACGGGCAGGGGGUACCAAGCGGGCCCGAUCCUCCCUCUCCCUGUCCCCGGGGUCGCAGGCUGAGGAGGACCCUGGUGUGGGGGACCCGCCCUGCUCCAAGCCCCGCCCAGCUGGUGGGGCCUACGCAGCGCUGCCCCUGCUGGGGGCACUGGUGGGUGAAGAUGGGGGCACCGGGGCCCCUCCCUGCUACGCUGAGCUACGCCGGGUCAGCUUCGAGUCCCCUACUGAGGAGGAUGAUGCUGCUGGGAUCCCUCCGCUUGACCGCUCGCCUGGGGGAGGGCAGGAGCCUGAGCCAACGCUGGAUGGGGAUUCAGGCAUCCUGGAUGAGUUCCUGCAGGCCUAUGGCAGCCUAAUCCCUGUCAGCUCAGAUGAGGUGGUGGAGAAGCUAGAGGACAUCUUCCAGCAGGAGUUCUCCACGCCCCAGCGGAAGGGCAUGGUGCAGCAGCUGAUGCAGUCUUACCAGCGCAUGCCAGGCAAUGCCAUGCUGCGUGGCUUCCGUGUCACCUACAAGCGCCACGUACUCACCAUGGAUGACCUGCAGACCCUCUAUGGCCCCAACUGGCUCAAUGACCAGGUUCACUUCUUCAACAGUUUUUUCUACGAUAAGCUACGAACCAAGGGGUACGAGGGGGUGAAGCGCUGGACCAAAAAUGUGGACAUCUUCCAGAAGGAACUGCUGCUGGUCCCGAUCCACCUGGAGGUGCACUGGUCGCUGGUAGCUGUGGAUGUGCGAGGCCAGCGCAUCACCUACUUCGACUCCCAGCGCACGCUCAACCGCCGCUGUCCCAAGCACAUCUGCAGGUAUCUCCAAGCAGAGGCUGACAAGAAGGACCGGCCCGAUUUUCGGGAUGGCUGGCGGGGCUCCUUUAAGAUGAAUGUUGCCCGGCAGAACAACGACAGUGACUGUGGCGCCUUCGUCCUGCAGUACUGCAAGUUCUUGGCUCUGGGGCUGCCCUUCUCCUUCACCCAGCAGGACAUGCCCAAGCUCCGCCGGCAGAUGUACAAGGAGCUGUGUCACUGCAAACUCACCGUGUGAGAUGCUCCCCCAUCUCCGUUCCCCCACCCUCACAGAAGGUGGUGGGCGGAGCCUUGUGGAGGGGUGGAGCCUGUAAGCCCCCCCCUCUACACUGGGGAGGGGGGGGCACUAAGUGUGUCUCCCCCCCCACCUCCCCUUUAAAAGAAUCCAGACUCUGGGGGGAUUUCUCUGUUUUGUUUUGUUUUGUUUUUGUUUUUACUCCUUUCUGUGUUCAUUUUUUUUUUUUGCGCCCCCCCCCCCUUAUUUAAACUCAUGGUGCAUUUUUCUGGGGGUGGGGGGAGGGUAUGAAGGUGGAAACAUGCCCCCCCCCAUGCUAAAUAUAACCCCCCAGUUUGGGGAUGGGGAUAGGAACCAAAACGAGGGGGGGACCUUUGUGUUGCUAGCACAGGCGGCAGGGGAAGGUUCUGAGCGUGACGCGAUCCCCCCCUUUAUUCCCUCCUCCAAUUGGUCCAUUGUGUUCGGUGCAUUUUUUUUGUCUGUUUCCAAAGGGAGGGGGGUGUUUUUUGGGGAGGGGUACCGGGGGACGGGGGGGGGGGACUAGGGGGUCGGACACUGGGCUGCCACUGGAGGAAGGAGGAGGGCGUGGAUUAAUAUUAUUUUUUUUGUUUUCGGGGGGUGUUUUUUAUAUCUCGACGGGCGUCGGCGGGAAUAAACUUUUCGCUCUUUGGAGCCCGUGUAUGUGUGUGUAUGCGCGGGGGCGGAAACCCGGGCGCCCCUCCCACGUGGGUCCCCUGCGGGCGUCCCCGCCGCCCACGUGCGGCCCACUUCCGCGCCUGGCCAGGUGUGACGGGUGCGCCUGCUGUCCAAUCCGCGCGCGCCUGGGUCCAGAAGCGGAAGGGAGGGGGAGAGGUUGCAAUAUCACGAGUGGCUAGCCAAUGAGCGCCUGGGGCGGCUCGCAGGCGA
This is a messenger RNA of Alligator sinensis (Chinese alligator), 2551 nucleotides long. It is a transcript of the gene SENP3, whose product is annotated as SUMO specific peptidase 3. Gene Ontology annotation, molecular function: deSUMOylase activity. Gene Ontology annotation, biological process: protein desumoylation. Bases 11 to 1648 code for a protein of 545 amino acids. The transcript has 9 exons. NCBI's taxonomy places the organism in Eukaryota, Metazoa, Chordata, Crocodylia, Alligatoridae. The record is from RefSeq and is a predicted model, not a curated record. Gene Ontology annotation, cellular component: nucleus.